Leptopilina heterotoma is the source of this 1370-nucleotide messenger RNA. RefSeq lists its product as uncharacterized. NCBI's taxonomy places the organism in Eukaryota, Metazoa, Arthropoda, Insecta, Hymenoptera, Figitidae. Bases 351 to 1334 code for a protein of 327 amino acids. The record is from RefSeq and is a predicted model, not a curated record. The transcript is spliced from 7 exons.
GUUACUUUUUAGUAUUUUUCUUCCUCGUGGAGGAAGAAAUUUUACUUUUUUUCCACAAUUUUCUACUUCUUUUCACUAUUUUAAUUUCUUCACUGCGAAUUUUCUUCGCGAUGAAGACGCAUUUUUGUCGAGUAAGAAAAAAAAAUGUUUACCCACAAAAAAAUGAGAAAAAAAUUGGACAUCAUAAAAUUGCAAUUCCCAUGGGAGAGGACAGAUUGUAUCUUCCGGUUUCACGGUUCUGUGAAUUUUCUAUGGAUUCCCAAGCAACGCUCCGGCGCAGUUGAAGCGCACAAUGAUUUUUCAAAGAAGCACUGGGAAAUAAAGCUCGACACAGUCUAAUAGAAACCACCAUGACUGAUAGAAACGAGAAAGUUGAAAAAAGCCAAUCGGAUUUUAUUGUAAAAAAAUCAUUGCCUAAUGCAAAAAAAGAAUUACGUCUCAUUAUAGAGAAAAUUGAUCAUAUUGGAUAUGCGAUUCGUGCAAUUUGUCUUUGGCGCGCUUACUCACACUUGCGACCAUUUCAAAUUAAAUUUCAUCUAUCACGUUAUUCGAGUUUUGGAAUUUUCACCAUUUUUUGCUGGAUUAUUUAUUAUUCUUUUAAUCGUUACAUCACAACGAUUAAAUACGAUCGUUGUCUGAAGGAACAGCCGGCAUUUGCUCAGAAAUAUUUUCGACCUCCAGUGGAUUGUUCGAUGUGCCAUGACAUUCAACAGGUUGAAAGAGUCUCGAAUUUGGAUCCAAUUGCAUUUGAAGAACGAUUUGCGUAUACAGGAAGACCUGUGGUUAUAAUUGACGGUGCGGCAAAUUGGACAGCAAUGAAUGUAUUUUCUUUUGAAUUCUUCAAAAAUUUGUAUCAAGAACAACGCGUUAGUUGUCAAUUUUUUCCAUAUCAGACGGAAUUUCAUAAUUUGAGAGAUGUCUUCAAUAUGAGCGCGGAAAGAGCGCUUCUCAAAAGUGGCACUCAACCCUGGUACGUUGGAUGGAGUAAUUGCGAAAAAAGUAUUGGUACAAUUCUCAGAAGACAUUACGACAGACCUUAUUUUUUGCCCGAAAAUGCCGAGAGUGAAAAAACUGACUGGAUUUUUAUGGGAAGUCCCGGAUAUGGAGCGCCAAUGCACGUCGAUGACGUUACGAAUCCAUCGUGGCAAGCUCAAAUAAAAGGGAAAAAAUUAUGGUCACUGGAACCGCCUCGCGAAUGUCAUUAUUCGUGUAGUAGUCUCAAAAUAAUUGUCAACCCUGGAGAAAUACUUGUUUUGGACACCAACUGGUGGUAUCAUCAGACGAAGAUCGUUUCCGAAGAUAUGAGUAUUACAAUAGGGGCUGAAUAUGACUAAGUGUAAAAUAAAAUUAUACAAAGUUAAACAUUUGAA